Maylandia zebra (zebra mbuna) is the source of this 1332-nucleotide messenger RNA. NCBI's taxonomy places the organism in Eukaryota, Metazoa, Chordata, Actinopteri, Cichliformes, Cichlidae. The record is from RefSeq and is a predicted model, not a curated record.
AUGACCUGCUCUGUGUGUAAAUCUGCAGAGAUUGUGAAAUGCGAAGAGAAGAUUGAGGCUGUGAGUUGUGGUGAAGAUGUGGUGAGGAUUCUGUCUGAAAGUGGCAUAGUUUUUUGUGUGGAUCAAACUCGCCCUCCUUUCAGUCCCAGCACACCAGAAGCACUGCGCAACAAACAGGUGUCUCAGGUGACUUGUGGGAGCCAGCAUACAGUCGUUUUGACAAAAGAUGGUCAGUUGUAUACUUGGGGCCAGGACUCCAGGGGGCAGCUGGGUCUGGGCACAAACGAGCAAUACGUGAAUUCACCCCAGCAUGUCAGAUCUUUGUCAGCGAUCCCAGUGGUCCAGGUCGCUGCAGGUGGAGAGCAGAGCUUCGCCCUCUCUGUCUCUGGAGGAGCGUUUAGCUGUGGCAGAAAUGACUGUGGACAGCUUGGACUGGGUGACACACAAGACAGACAUACACCGACUCCGGUUCAUUACCUAAACAUGAAGAAAACUGUUUCCAUUUCCUGUGGGAAGGACCACACUGCUGCUCUGACAAAGGACGGUGCAGUGUUUACAUUUGGCUCUGGUCAAUAUGGACAGCUUGGCCACAACUCGUUACAAAAUGAACAGCGUCCUCGGCUUGUUGCAGAGCUCUGGGGGGCAAAGGUCACAAAGGUUGCAUGUGGAAGCUACCACACACUGGUACUGACAGAAUCCAAGAAGGUGUACUCGUUUGGGUGUAAUGAACAAGGGCAGCUGGGACGUGGAGAAGAGACUCAGGCAUCAGUGCCACUACCUGUGCAACUGCCACAUGGGGAAUGGUGGUCCUCACUGUCACCCUCCGACAUGAUCAGAUAUGUUCAGGUGUGGAAGACGGCCCUCUCGUGGAUUCCAAUCUUUAAGUCUGUUUCUUGCGACGCUCAAGCCAGAAACGUACUGCUAAUCCUCCAGCAUAUGUACUAUACCAAUGAGAUAAACAAGAAAAUCCCAGAAACAACUUUUUGCCUCGAGCUUAGCCAGAUGUUUCUAAAGGAGGAUCUCAAACGUUGGCGAACAAAGUCAAAACUCAAGAAUGCAGAUGAUCUGCCUGUGAUUCUUUGCAAGUACCCAUUUGUGAUGGAUCUGAAAUCAAAGAAACUGGUUUUUGACAUGAAUUCUGCAUUCACUCAGAAUGAACAGCAGGCGCCUCCACAGAUGGUUUUUGAUUUUCAAUACGGAUGGAUUUCCCAGUCAAAACCCAAAUUUUUUAAACUGCACCUGCAGCGCGCAUCACUUUUCGAAAGCACCUUCAGAGAGCUGGCAGCUACUGCUCACAGCGACUUCAAGAAGCCACUUGUGGUGAAUAUUUGA